This is a messenger RNA of Eruca vesicaria subsp. sativa (arugula), 4386 nucleotides long. The record is from the annotation of a GenBank genome assembly. Lineage: Eukaryota; Viridiplantae; Streptophyta; Magnoliopsida; Brassicales; Brassicaceae.
UCUCUCUCUCUUGAAUCUACUUUCUCUCUCUCUGAAAAAGUAGAUUUUGAAAAAAGGGGAGUAUAGGACGGGAGGAAAGACAAUGGGAGAUACAUGAAAUCCACCACUCGGAAGCAACUAAAAAAGUUAGAAGUUAAGUCAAACGAGUUUGAAGUGAAGAGCAGAGAGAUAAAACAAAAAAAACACAAUCGCCGCCAUUGUUAGGUUUUUUUUUUAAAGAAAUCGAAUAACAAAGCGUUGAACUUUGUAUUGAAGAUUAGAUUUGUAUUGAACAUAGACAUCAGAGAAAGAGACUCAACAUUCUUGAUAGCGACUCCUCGAAUUUGAAUCCGAAAGAGACACAUAAAGAUCUCAUUUUUUUGUUUCCUUACACCUACAGCUUCUUUUGUUGGGGUAUGUGAAACGGGGAGGAGAAGAUGAGACCAGCUGAUUUACCUCUUGACUAUGCUGUCUUCCAACUCUCCCCAAAGCGCUCUAGAUGUGAAUUGUUUGUCUCUACUGCUGGGAAUACUGAGAAGCUUGCUUCUGGACUGGUCAAACCUUUUGUUGCUCAUUUGAAAGUCGCUGAAGAGCAGUUCGCCAGGGAAGCUCAGUCUAUAAGGCUACAAGUUGAAAGGACCGAAAAUGCAGGAGCUUGGUUUACCAAAGGGACACUUGAGAGGUUUGUACGCUUUGUUAGUACCCCAGAGGUUCUUGAAUUGGUUAGCGCUUUGGAUGGGGAAAUGUCUCAGUUAGAGGCUGCCCGGAAAAUAUAUGGCGAGGGGACUGGUGAUCAGCGAUCUGGUGCAAAAGAUGGCUCAGAAACUACGCCAGCAGCUGACGUGACAAAGAAAGAGCUACUUAGAGCUAUUGAUUUACGUCUUGCAGCAGUUAGACAGGACUUGACAACUGCUUGUAAUCGUGCAUCAGCUGCUGGCUUCAACCCAGUCACUGUCCCCGAACUUAGUCAAUUUGCUGAUCGAUUUGGGGCCAAUCGCUUGAAUGAAGCAUGCUCCAAGUUUAUUGCACUUUGCCAGAGAAGGCCAGAGCUUAUGAGCUCUUGGAGGUUCAAUCAGGAAGAAGAAGCUAUACGUUCGUCAUGGGAAUCUGAUAUGUCAAUUGAUGAUCCCAGUGAAGACCCAACCAACAACCUAGCAGCUAAUAGAACCCAACAACAUAGAGAAAAUCGAACUGGUAUGGAAGAGAAAAGUCCAACAGGAACCAGUUACUCCCAACAAGAAGCAAAGGUGAUGCCACAAAGUAGUCAUGAUGAAAAGGAUGAAGAAAAGGAAAAAAGCCCUGCGCAAAAUGAGCCAUUAGCAAGUCAGACUAAGCAACUCACGAGACGGCUUAGCGUGCAGGAGAGGAUCAACAUGUUUGAGAACAGGCAGAAAGAAAACUCCGGAGGGAAAACAGCUGUGGUGAAAUCCACUGAGCUGAAAAGGCUACCAUCUUCUGAUUUAUCAUCUUCUGUACGAAGAUGGAGUGGUGCUAGUGACAUGAGCAUUGAUUUGGGAAAUGACAGGAAGGAUGGUACUGGUGAUAGUCCAUUGUGCACUCCCCCGGUAUCAUCAUUAUCUUCGAAACAUUCUGUCGGCUACAAUAAAAAAGAGCAGACCGGACUGAGUCAAGUUGAGUAUCCUCACAGUAAUGAAAACGAAUGUAGUUCCAACAAUCUUGGUGACUGGGGAACGGACAAAGCAGAAUCCAAGAAUUCAAGUUCUACUUUUUUACGGAAAGACAAGGAGGUAGACUUGAAGGUGCCAUUGAGCACAGAUAGUCAAGUGGGACAUCAAGGAAAUUCACAGGAUGGUUCCAAGUUUCAAUACUAUGAAAAAAAUCCUAAAGAGACUUUGGAUUACUCAGGGAGUGCAAAUAUAGAUGAAGAGUCCAAUAAGAAAAAGGGCGAUUUUGAAUCAAAUAUGCAGGACCAAAUACAACAUAGAGUUCCUCAGAGUCAUUCAUUGUCUACACUACAGCAGUUUGGUGGUACUGAAUCCAAUUUCACUAGUGCUCGGAGCAAUGGAGGAACGGCGGAGUCUCCUACGAAAGAACCUUCGUCUAGGCAGCCACCACCAGUUGAGGAACGCCAUAGAAAGGCACAAGUCUUUGGAGGUUCUGAACAGAUGAAAAGGCCACAGGGUAGAAGGCCUGGAAUUGAUUCUGUCAUUAAUAGUGUGUCAGAUAUUUCCGAGAGUGCUACUUUGAGCCAAAUGGCACCAACAGAGCAAAAUCAAAGGGCUAGAGCGUCUAAGGGAAGUCAAGAGCUGAAUGAUGAAUUGAAAGUGAAAGCAGACGAGCUUGAGAAGCUAUUUGCUGAACACAUGCUCCGUGUGCCAGGGGAUCAAUCCAGUUCUGCCCGUAGAGGUAAACCCGUAAAGCCGAGUGAACAGGCUGCGACUUCACAGCCUAGAAGACCUGUAGCAGAGGAUCUAUCUUCUGCAAAUCAGAAGACUCCAACAACGCCAGCUUUAAGCUCAAAUGAUGAAGACAAGUUCAAAACUCCGCCAACAAUGAAGGUGGUUGCUAACAGUGACUAUGGAGAUUCCACAAGGCAAAAGGUUCCAGAAAUCAGCUUUUCAGAUAGCUCUAGAGGGAAGUCCUAUGAGAUAUAUAUGCAGAAGAGAGACGCUAAGCUGAAGGAAGACUGGAGUUCAAGAAGGAGCGAGAAGGAAGCCAAGUUGAAGUUGAUGCAAGAUAUGUUUGAACGCAGUAACGCUGAGAUGAAAACCAAAUUUUCUCAGUCCACGGCAAGAUGUGACUCAGAUGCCCGACGUGCAGAGAAGCUUGUAUAUUUCAAUUCUGGGUCGAGUGCUAAACAGGGUCAGCAUCCAAUUAGCUCAUUCCAAAGUGAAGAAGAUGAAGAUGUUUCUAAGAGCAGCCAGAGUAAGAAGCUGCAACAAAACAAAAACAGUUCCUCGACUGCUCGGACCAGUGGUACAUCAGCUUCACGCUCUGCUGCAAAAGUUUCUACACCUAGUGCUGUUAGGCGGAGAGGACAAGACAAAGUUCUUGCACAGUCAGUCCCUAAUUUUGCCGAGUUCAAGAAGCAGGAAGGCAUGAAACCAGCCUCAGGAGCUGGGAAAAAUGGUGUCCGCUCACAGGUGAGAAGCUCUCUCCGACCAAAGGCUGUAACAGAAGAAGAGAAGCCGCGAAGGCCGACAAGUACCAGAAAAGGUGCUGCAGAGUUGGCAGAUGUUUCUCAGUUGAAGUCAGAGGAUGGUGUUUCUGAACCUUUGAAUCAUAGUGGGAGAAACUUUAAUAAUCUUGGUAUUGGUAUCAGCUCUGAUGAUGCGCAGCUAAAGGUUUCAGAAGGAUCCGAUGCAUCAGGCGAAAUGGAGAAGGAGGAGAUGGAAGAAGUGCUUGAUGACGCAGAAGAAGUUUUUACGGAUGCAGAAAACGAGAAAUCAAGACAUAGUCAAGACUUUGAAGAUUGGAGUAGUACCGGGGUUGCAAAUGGAGAAUCUAUUUCUCAGCUUGACCCUGGUUCAAAUGCUGAGUUACCUACUGCUAUAGCUUCUAGGCAUCAUCAAACCAUCGGUUCAUUUCUAGAUUCUCGAGUGAAGCAGCAAUAUCCAAACGAGGCUACUGAACUUGAUGCUUCAGUGGAGUCUCCUGCUUUCUGGAACUUGUCUUCCAUUAACCAUACAGAGAAUGAUACUACUCAAAUGAGGAAGAAAUGGGGAGCUGCUCAGAAACGCGUUGGUGCUAGUAACCCAUCUCAAAGCCAACAGGAUGUGACUAAAGGGUUGAAAAGGCUAUUGAAUUUUGGAAGGAAGAACCGUGCGGCUGAGAAUUUAGCUGACUGGAUCUCUGCAACAACCUCUGAAGGGGACGAUGAUACUGAAGAUGGACGAGAUCUUGCAAAUCGAUCAUCAGAAGAUUUGAGGAAGUCGAGAAUGGGAUUUUUACAGACACAGGCCUCUGAUGAAAGCUUCAACGAGAGUGAGCUAUACAAUGAACAAGCCCAAAACACUAGUGCACCAUUGAGCUUUAAACUGAAGGAUGAUCAGGCGUCAGGAACUUCUGUAAAAGCACCAAGGUCAUUCUUUUCACUCUCCAAUUUUCGUAGCAAAGGGAAAUGAUUUGAAAGCAAAGGUUCAUAUGAUCCAAGCGAAUGAAAGAUAAAAGGCUUCUCAUCGCAGACAGUGGCACGACACACGAGUGUAGAAGAGUGAAAUGAUCUGAGGUAUUACGUGCUGUGAAUGUAUCAUUGAGAAUAGUUGUUUCUCUUGUAUUCAUAAUCAUCCCUUGCUCUGAUGUGGUUGAGCCUACAUUUGUAAAUUGUAUCAAACCGGAAACAUGUCCUUGUCGGUUUGGUAUCGAUGUGAUUUUUGGUAGUACAAACAAAAGGAUGUCAAUGUUAUAUACUGUUGAAAGAUAAUUUCAUUCCAUGCAAUUUAAAAG